Molecule: messenger RNA, 737 nt
Organism: Cryptomeria japonica (Japanese cedar)
Lineage: Eukaryota; Viridiplantae; Streptophyta; Pinopsida; Cupressales; Cupressaceae
Product: GTP-binding protein SAR1A
Exons: 3
Coding region: 60-608 (182 amino acids)
Biological process (GO): membrane organization; vesicle organization; intracellular protein transport
Cellular component (GO): COPII vesicle coat; endoplasmic reticulum exit site
Molecular function (GO): GTPase activity; GTP binding
Source: RefSeq, a predicted model, not a curated record
UGCAAUCCUCAGUGCUUGAUUGUAACUGUUUUCAGUCCAAUAAUUUGAAAUCCUCAAAGAUGUUUCUGAUUGACUGGUUUUACAAUAUUCUUGCAAAUCUUGGUUUAUGGAGAAAGGAGGCCAAAAUUCUCUUCUUGGGUCUCGAUAACGCUGGCAAAACUACUCUGUUGCGUGUGCUUAAGGAUGAGAGGUUGGUGCAACAUGAACCCACAAGGCAUCCCACAUCAGAAGAUCUCAUGAUAGGAAGAGUCAGAUUCAAGGCUUUUGAUUUGGGUGGUCAUCAGAUUUCUAGGAAAUUAUGGAGAGACUAUUAUACUCAGGUAGAUGGCAUUGUGUAUCUGGUUGAUUCAGCAGAUGAAAAUCGGUUUCCAGAGUCGAGAAAAGAACUUGAUGCAAUAAUUAUGGAUGAAUCUAUACAGAAUGUUCCCAUUUUGAUCUUGGGAAACAAGAUUGAUUUACCUAAAGCUGUCUCUAAAGAGAAGUUUAAGUAUGAAUUAGGAUUGAGCUUCGCAGGAAAUAGUGUUAGGCCUAUUGGGAUCUUUAUGUGCAGUGUCGUUUGCCAAAUGGGAUAUGGCGAAGGAAUAGAAUGGUUGUCACAGAAUAUCUGAAUUCUAGAUAUUUCAUAGUUAUUAGGUUGACAUAGCAAGUGAUCAUUUUAUUGCUCUUCAAUAUAUUCCAAGCUGGAACUAUGUUUAAUAUAUUAUCAAAUGAAUAGCUGAUUCAAUUGUCAAUAUACA